UACCUAAGGUACUCGUGAUUGACUGUGUAGUGGUGCGGUCUAGGGGGGUGCCACUUCGAGUUUUCGAAGCGGAUUUGGAUCCGCUCCAAAACCUUGAGACUCGCUCCGUCUGUUUUUGCCGAAUCUGUGUAAUUUCAUUCAGAGUGUUGGUUUUGACAUUUCGUUUUGUUUGUUUAUGUUCUGGAAAAAACGUUUUUUCCGAUCGGUAUUUUUUAAAGUUAAUUUUCGCGAGCUGUGCUGAAGUUACCCAGCGGAAGAAUCUGUGGCCACGGAGUGCCUUGCACAAAGGUUGAGUGGUUCGUGGAAAAGUGGCCUAAGGGGAGAAUCGGUGUGCAGCUGUAUCCGCGACCGUUUCUUUCCAACGGGUCGAGCAGCGAGCCACGGAGCGACCAACCGGCAAAGUAUACGGCGUCCGGUUCUGCUGUCGGUAAAGGAGGAACUCCGGACUUCCGGCGAGUUCCGGGAGACGAGGAGGAGGCGGUGCUAGUGGUGCAAGCAGACUUAAUUUGAACAGUGCUGAGCGGAAAGGCUUCGGACGAUCGCGAGGACGUCUGGGACAAGAAGAGUGGUAAGUUGGGUGCACCUGAGCCGGUGGGGGGAAAGGUUGUGUAAUGGUGUCUUUUGAGGGAGGACUGCUGGUAUUGGCGUUUGGUCAAUAGUAUUUAGCAAAAAUUGUCUGCGUGCCUUCAAUCAGAAGCGGACUAUAUCUGUAACAGUUAAUCUUCUCUAUACCGUAGGUCCGAAGGAGGAGUUCGCUUCCGGGUAUCCACUGCAGGUAUCGAGGCUCAAGACGUGGCCGGAGAAAGACAAGGCGGUGCGGUUUGUGGAAAUUGCCUCGCUAAACUUGGAGGUUAUCGAAGUGACAUGCAAAGGGGAGUUGCAUUAGAGGCGUUGGGCUGACGUGGACCAUCCAAGUCCAGCUCAUCCGGAACCGAAGACCUCCUGUCGUCAUCUGAAGUCAAAGAAAAUGUACCCAGCUCUAGCUCAGGCAGUGCUUUGUGUCACUGCAAGUGCUAGCAACUCGUAUAAACAGUGCAAACAGAUGGCCUCUAAGGAUGACCCGGACGGCAAAUAGGACGAGGAGCAGUGGCUGCUACAGGACGUCAUCUUCGUGGAGGACGUACGGUCGAAACCAAUCGGGCGCGUGUCCAAGAUGGACUGUGACUACGUGGCGGUCAAGUUCCCACCGCUGGUUCGGGGGAUAAUUCCGCUCAAUUUGAACACCGGUAGACAGGAGCAAGACAGUAUGUUCCCGACGGAUAUCGAGUCGUUAGUGGGCACAUCACCAUCGAACGUGUCGCUGCCUUGCGCUGGAGAUUGCUCCGACAGUGUUCUGCUGUUUGAGCUGGCUGGAUCGCCCACUGAUCAAGUAUAUUGCUGCGGCCUCGCUGACGUUGCCAUCGUUCGAGGUGAACUUACAGUCGCAGGUUGGGGUGACAUCGGCGUUAGUCACGUGAUGGGACAGUUGGAGGGAGACCUAAAGAGUCAACUGAUGUGAUCUCAGACACUUGUCGAAGUCCAACAAAGCCUCGACCCAUGAUCCACUAGCCCGGGAGGUUCCGGAGGAUCUGGCUCGGGUUCGAACACCAACUACGUUUGCCGUAACGUGCCGUGUCUACUAGCCCGGCAUCGUCUUGUUCAACGCGACGCUCAAAUCGCCAACAGCGACAUGUCCAUUCGUGACUAGAUGAUAACCCGGACCAGAUCCACUCGGAAUCAUAAGAAGCC
Molecule: messenger RNA, 1728 nt
Organism: Culex pipiens pallens (northern house mosquito)
Lineage: Eukaryota; Metazoa; Arthropoda; Insecta; Diptera; Culicidae
Exons: 2
Coding region: 1154-1498 (114 amino acids)
Source: RefSeq, a predicted model, not a curated record